AUGGCCAAGAUGGAGGUAAAGGGAAGAGGGCGGCGUCCAACAGGAAGCGGCUCUUUUAUAGGGAGGAGCUGCUGGACCUGCAGCUCCCCCGUGUGGUCCUCCUCUGUACUCCACCUCCAACAGACAGACAACAUUAGUGUGGGAUGUCACAUUCCCCCCCAUAAAAGACAGGUUCCCCCAGGAAUCCUGGCCAAGAACACAGCGGACCUCAUCAUCUUCCGUGGCCCCGGGACAGGGAAACCUCCACCUGCCGUCCCGGCGUGGCUUAGCACGGUGGUCGACAGACAUGGCCUCCAUCCACCUUACAUGGCACCUCAGCCGCCUAGACGGCCCCGGGACGAGGGCUCCUCCACCGUGCUGUCCCGGUGUGGCAUCGCACGGUGGGUGAUAAGGUUCUUCCUCUGCCCGCAUGAUGUCUGUACCUUUGCUACGCCACCUAGGAGAGGGAUAGGAAGACAACCCUCCCUACAACCCUGGAGCGCGCGACAGGGCAUCAGCUACAACAUUGUCCUUUCCUUUGAUGUACCUAAUCUCCAGUGA
Knipowitschia caucasica is the source of this 540-nucleotide messenger RNA. The record is from the annotation of a GenBank genome assembly. NCBI's taxonomy places the organism in Eukaryota, Metazoa, Chordata, Actinopteri, Gobiiformes, Gobiidae.